AUGUCAUCAGGAAAGAGGAAACAAGGCGUUUCUGGCCUCCAGCGCCGCGUGCGACCCCGGAGAGAGGCGGAGCCCGAAGUCGACGAGCAUGUCAGCAGUGAGCCUGAGGAGAUGGAUGAGGACGGCGACGACCUCAGUGAAGGCGAUGAGGAUGAGAUGGGCCAAGAUGAUGAGGACGAAAACUCUGACGGAUCACCCCCACCAAAGAAGUCAAACAUCGACAUCUCAUCAGUCUCCUUCGGCGCCCUCGCAAAAGCUCAGGCCUCCAUGCCCGCGUCCAACAGACGGCGUAAGAGAGGCGUGGAGCCAUCGGAUUCGGAAUCCGAUUCGGACUCUGGCCCGGAGGAAGUCGGCAGGAAGCCCAACUACAAUGCUCACACCGCCAAGCGCACGAGCAAACACGCGCCGACGGAACAGUCGAGCAAGAAGCCCGUCUCGCGGCGCCGCGAGGUUAUCGCCGUGCCCAAGAUGGAAGUGCGCGACCCGCGGUUCGAUCCGCUCAGCGGGCCCAUAGACGAAGCCAAGGCCCGCAAGGCGUACGCGUUCCUGGACGACUACCGCAAGGACGAGAUCCGGGAGCUGCGGGCCGAGAUCAAGAAGACCAAGGACGCCGGUAAGAAGGAGGAGAUGAAGCGGCUGCUGCUGUCGAUGGAGUCCAAGAUCAAGACGCGCGAGCGCAAGCAGCGCGAGGCCGAGGUCGUGGCGGAGCACAAGCGCAAGGAGAAGGAGCUCGUCAAGCAGGGCAAGCAACCAUUCUACCUCAAGAAGUCGGAGCAGAAGAAGAGGUUCCUGAUGGAUCAGUUCGCCGGCAUGAAGAAGAAGCAGAUCGACCGGACGAUCGAGCGGAAGAGGAAGAAGGUCGUUGGCAGGGAGAGGAAGGAGCUUGACCAACUGCAGAGAAGGCCGAGGGAGUAA
Colletotrichum graminicola M1.001 is the source of this 915-nucleotide messenger RNA. RefSeq lists its product as uncharacterized. The record is from RefSeq and is a predicted model, not a curated record. Gene Ontology annotation, biological process: maturation of SSU-rRNA from tricistronic rRNA transcript (SSU-rRNA, 5.8S rRNA, LSU-rRNA). The transcript is spliced from 2 exons. Bases 1 to 915 code for a protein of 304 amino acids. Gene Ontology annotation, cellular component: 90S preribosome; nucleolus. NCBI's taxonomy places the organism in Eukaryota, Fungi, Ascomycota, Sordariomycetes, Glomerellales, Glomerellaceae.